This is a messenger RNA of Lolium rigidum, 258 nucleotides long. Its product is annotated as transcription factor ILI3-like. Gene Ontology annotation, molecular function: protein dimerization activity. NCBI's taxonomy places the organism in Eukaryota, Viridiplantae, Streptophyta, Magnoliopsida, Poales, Poaceae. Bases 1 to 258 code for a protein of 85 amino acids. The transcript is spliced from 2 exons. Gene Ontology annotation, biological process: regulation of DNA-templated transcription; regulation of growth. The record is from RefSeq and is a predicted model, not a curated record.
AUGUCUAGCCGCCGUGGAAGGAUCACCGACGAGGAGAUCAACGAGCUCAUCUCCAAGCUGCAGGCUCUCCUCCCGGAGUCCUCCCGCCGCCGGACCGCGAGCCGGUCGUCGGCGUCGAAGCUGCUGAAGGAGACGUGCGGCUACAUCAAGAGCCUGCACCAGGAGGUGGACGACCUCUCCGACCGGCUGUCGGAGCUCAUGUCCACGCUGGACGACAACAGCCCCCAGGCCGAGAUCAUCCGGAGCCUCCUCCACUAG